Mytilinidion resinicola is the source of this 563-nucleotide messenger RNA. Its product is annotated as transcription initiation factor IIA, gamma subunit. The record is from RefSeq and is a predicted model, not a curated record. Gene Ontology annotation, biological process: RNA polymerase II preinitiation complex assembly; transcription initiation at RNA polymerase II promoter. NCBI's taxonomy places the organism in Eukaryota, Fungi, Ascomycota, Dothideomycetes, Mytilinidiales, Mytilinidiaceae. The transcript is spliced from 3 exons. Bases 8 to 346 code for a protein of 112 amino acids. Gene Ontology annotation, molecular function: RNA polymerase II general transcription initiation factor activity; TBP-class protein binding. Gene Ontology annotation, cellular component: transcription factor TFIIA complex.
CACCACCAUGGCCGACUCCAAGUACUAUGAGCUCUACCGCCGUAGCAGCCUGGGAAGCUCGCUCACGGACACGCUUGACGAGUUCAUUAGCAACGGUGGCAUCGAACCGCAGCUCGCCCUCAAGAUCCUCACCCACCUCGACAAGGCUGUCGCAGAUGUCCUCGCCGAGAAGGUCAAGGCGCGCAUGACAUUCAAGGGACAUCUCGAUACCUACCGGUUCUGCGACGAAGUGUGGACGUUCAUCAUCAAAGACAUCGCCCUCAAACUGGACAACACGAAUUCCAUCACGGCGGAGAAAAUCAAGAUCGUCAGCUGCAAUGCGAAGCGUCCUGGUGAUCCUGCCUAGAUGGGUCCCGGAUACCUUCGCGAUGCGUUGCUUAUUUAGAAUUCCCUAGGUACUGAAACCGAGACACCUUCGAAACCCACCAAAAAAAAUUGAAAGUGCUAGGCAUCGACCGACGAGGACCUUUCUUACUCUUGCGGGGCUUUGAAUAGAACUUCUAUAUCCAGGCGUUAGGGAGGGGUGCGCAUGGUAUGGAGUUAGUGGGUUUAUUUGGCGCAGG